Messenger RNA from Periophthalmus magnuspinnatus, 959 nucleotides. RefSeq names its product transmembrane protein 45B-like. The transcript has 6 exons. The record is from RefSeq and is a predicted model, not a curated record. The coding region runs from base 71 to 880 and encodes 269 amino acids. NCBI's taxonomy places the organism in Eukaryota, Metazoa, Chordata, Actinopteri, Gobiiformes, Gobiidae.
CAGUACUGCUGUGCACUGUUUGGCUUUCUGGCAUUCGACAUUUUUAAGGAUCUCGGUUUACAAGUCUUAAAUGGGGAGUUUUGCAGGACAUGUACUCCCAGGUGGGAUGCUCCUGUUCUUGGGACUGUGGUGGGGGAUAAAGUUCUCAAUGUUUCAAUUGACCCAGAAGAACAAGAACAGAAAGUGGCAACUAAUUUCUAGAUCCAACCAAAGAAGAUUGGAAAUAUUUGAGGGAUUCAUCUUGAUUGUCUUUGCAUCAGUUGGGGUUGUGUCCAUGCAGAUAGCAGGAGCAAAAGUACCAUUGUAUGACAACACAGAGAACCACUGGAGUGACAUGAUGAACUUGCAGCACUGCACCAUUUUUAUGUUCUUUGAAUUGGCAGGAGCAAUGACUCUUCUUGUUCACACCACUGAGGCUGUCCCUCUCGCUUUGGACAGACUUGUUCUUGGUCUGGCUUUCUUAAAUAAAGGUUUACUUAUAUCGUACCAUAUACAUGGCCAGAUGAUGGUGGAUGUCACGGUACAUCAACUCCUGGUCUACAUCAUCUAUGUGGAUGCUCUGAUCCUUUUUUUGGAAGUUUUCCACAGAGGAAACAUUACUCUCGAACUGAUGCGUUCCACUGUCUCUAUUGUCCAAGGGUCCUGGUAUUGGCAGAUUGGGUUUGUCCUCUGUCCUCAGGGGCCACAAUGGGACUUGAGCAACCACAGCAAUAUGAUGUUUGUGGUCAUGUUCUUCUCCUGGCACCUGAUGUUUGCACUGCUCUUUACUGGGUUGGUCUAUUGCACUGUCAGCUGCGUCCAUCCCAAUAAACACCAGUGGACUUCACCAAUGGAAAUGGGACUCUUAGAAAAAAUACCAAAGUCAGAGGAUGAAGGUUAAGUGGUAUGUGGUACAGUAGUACACAAGAACACAAACACAGAGAAUAAAAUCAUUUUAUCCCUGCACAGCCAGGUCUCUA